UGGACACUGAGGUGACCUUGCACGGCCUUGAGCGCAUGACUUUUCCGAAGGCUGUUUUCUUCGGAGAUUCUCUAACCCAGUUUGGUUGGACUCAUGAAGGCGGUUGGCUAUCAAUCCUGGCAUCUAUUUUUGUCAGGAAGAUAGAUAUUGUUGGGAGAGGUUAUUCUGGUUAUAACACUCGUCUGUGCAAACCAUUACUUCCAAUCCUCUAUCCAAAUAAGGACUCACUAAAGGAUUGUAAAUUUUUCACUAUUUUUCUCGGAGCUAAUGAUGCUUGUGCCACUCCACAACAGCAUGUACCAGUUGAAGAAUACAAAAGUAAUCUAAGUUGGAUGAUUGAAUAUAUUCAUAAAUUGGACGUGCCUAUGGAUCACAUUUCACUAAUCAGUUUACCUCCUAUUGAUGAGAAUAAAUGGGGUGCUAUUGAAAUAGCUAAAGGAAGGGCAAUUACACGAAGACUAGAUACUUGUGCGACCUAUGCAGUUGCAUGUCAAGAGGUUGCCAACGUCAAUGAAGUUAGUUUUGUGAAUUUAUAUGAAGCUAUGUUAAUGCAAAAGGUAAGUUCCUCUUCUAAUAAGUUCGAUAUUUUUGAGUAAUGGGAGCAUAAAUCUUUGCGUACAUAAUUUACAAAAAAAUUUCGGCAAAUAGGAUAUAUUGACUAUUGUCCUGAAUAUGUUUCUGUUUAGUAGUUGUAUAUCAGUGAAUUGAAAGGUUACUCUGUGAGAAUGUUCUGAAUAUUGGGCGACUGUUUCUGGACUGCUUAUGUUUACUAGACGAGGUUUACUGGUUGAUUUUUGACGGCUCAUCCUACUACUAUCCGGUCUUGUUUACGAAGAAAGCAGACAGCUAAUAAGUGAUGGUAGGUUACAAGGGCUAAAGUAUUCGACAAAACAUAUUACAUAACUAAAGAAUUUCAGAACCCACUCGAGGAAUUUCUCUUCACGACUUAGUUCAAUAAAAACGGAAUUACAGCAGACUGAACUAAGUAUAUAAGUGACAUGUCUUUUGAAGACUAAAUUCAAGAUUCACCAAAGGAAGUACUCAUUAAUCAAGAAAUCAUUUGCCUUAGUGCUAUUUUUAAUCAUUAAAGUGGUUUUUAAUUCUCUAUUUGUCUACUUUUAGUGAUACAUGUCCAGCCAAAAUAAAAAACAACUUGUAAAGUCGUUCAAAAAUUUAGGUAAUAAUGAGGUUCCAAGUCGUUAGGUGUUAUAAGCCAUUAAUCCUAGCUUUUGGUGUUUUGAUCAAUGGCUUUUGCAUGCUUAUCUGAAAGCGAAACCCUUUUUAUUUGUCUAGAUCUCAGCAAGUGUUUAACUUCGGUUAUUCACAUAAUAUAUUCAUCCAAAGACACCAUUUUAAUAAUGUUAUUUAGUUGUAAAUCAAACUCCUCAAAAAUUACAUGGGUCUUUUCCUUUUCAGAAUUGGGAGUCUUUCCUUUCAGACGGUUUACACUUUUCUAGAAAAGGAUCUGAGUUUUUGGCAAGGAUCUUAGAAGACUUACUUACGGAUAAAUUAGGUGACUUAAAGUGGUGGUUUCCGGAUUGGAAAGUUAUAAACCCGAACGAUCCAGCGGAGUCUAUCAGUCACUAUCUUCAGUCCCAAAUCUGAUAUUUUCUGAGUGACGAAAGACUUCUACGUGGCUUUACUAACUAUACUUAUUUAGAUACAUUGUGAUUGUUGCAAUUGUCUUCAUUUGUUAGUUCUUAUGUAAAGAGUUUAAACUUAUUUGGAACAUAGAUAAAUGUAUGUUCUAUUACAACUAAGAAUAUGGUUACUGUCCCUAUUAUUCUACGAUUUUCCGUGCCGCUGUGUGGCAUUUUGGAUCAAUGUACACUGUUAUGUUUAAAGAUAUUACGAGUUCACCGAAUCUGGAAACGGAACGAAGACUCUGUGUGUGAUACAAUGACAGAUAGGCUAGCUAUUCCAACGCGUCCCAACCCCGCGAACUAGAGAGAUAAAUCCAAGUGCGGAAGAGGCAAAUAUAUUCCACAAACAGCCAGAAGCACGAACAACCACGACAAGACUAGUCGGAAAUACACUCAUUUAUAUAUUGAUUCAUAGACCCGUUCUUGAUUAAUAAUUAGAAUAAAAUCAUUUAUAUGAAAAAUACUUAGUUGUAACAAAUCAUAUGCUGAGUAUUGUUCAUGUUAACUUAAUACAAGUAUAUCGUAUGUUACACAGAAUAAAAUGCAAUACGGGAAAACGAAACAAAUACUAUAUUGAGCAAUCGUCACAUUGAAUUAAAACGGAAUUAAUGUUGAACGAAAAUCAUAAUGAGUAAAUCAAUCUAAUUUUGACUUUUCAUCCCAAGUUCUACGUUGUAUAAGACUAACGAGCAUGUCUUACAUAUCCCGAACCACUGCCUUUGUUGACAUACAAUGUUGGUUGUAGUAAAAGUACGUUAAAACAAGGGUAGGUGUAGCCAAACUAUGAUGUAGUAUCAGUUCACGAAACAAUGAACUGCCAGCCUAAGCCAUGUUGUUAAGUGCAGAUUACUUGGUUGAUGUUUGCAAUAUAAUAACGAUCAAUGGUUGAAAAUAUUUGGUGAUAUGUUCCAAAUAAAUCCACUCUUUUAUCCUUCCUUAGAUCUUCAGUCCCUACAGUUCUUUAUUAUUUACUUGAACACAAAUAUUGGUACAAAGGGGCACCGAUUACAUAUGCGCCGCACAUUCACUUGAUUUGUGUGUGGGCUGUGACACUGCCCGAGUGUCCAAACCUGAGUAGGUAGUUUCCUUAGGGAGCCUCCGACCUAAAAGUCUAAUCCACAAGACAGUUUAGCAACGUCGGAAGAUGCAGUUCCAUGGUCGGCAAUUGGUUCAUACGCCAUUAGUUACCUCAGGGUCCUGGACCCCAUGUGCACCACUGGUUCGGAAUCAGGGCUUUCCAACUAAUAGGUGGACCCUCCGUGUUCACCAACCCGGUUGAAGCGCCGAACACUUGCUUUUCAUCCUCUCGAUUUUGUAAACAAUACCCCCCACGCGAUAAGGUAGUGAGUAGGACUUUCCUGACCGUGGCUAUAUAUGCGUAGCCAUAUGAGAGUAUUUCGAGAGUGAGAGCCUACUCUCCCCACCCUAGGCCGCACCAGGCAUUUGGGGGCACAGUCCUUCACAAAUACACUUUAUUGAACCAUUUUUCUCGAUGACUACUCGUUCUCACAUUUAUUGAUACUAGUACUUCAUUGGUAUUCAUCUUUUUAAUUUAAUAUGGCUAUGCAGAUGUUUCAUGAGAACUUAUUGUUGCGAUCAAUCCAAAGGCAGAGGCAGUGAUGCAAAGACUAGAAGCCGCUAUAUUACCAGUGAUCAAACCACAAAUUUGGAUUCGUUAUGUAGACGAUAUCUUCAUCAUCGUCAAAAAGAAUGAACUAGAAAACACUUACAAACGGAUCAACAACGUCUUCGGUGACAUCAAGUUCACCAUGGAACAGGAGUCAAACAACAAACUAGCAUUCUUGGAUAUAUUGAUCACUAGAACCGACACAGGAAAACUGGAAACUCAAGUAUAUAGGAAACCGACCCAUACAGAUCAAAUUCUCAACUACAAUAGCAACAACCCAAGAGCUCACAAAAUCAACUGCGUACACAAUUUGUUCAAGAGGGCGAGAACACACUGCAGCACGAAGAAAUGAAGAGAAAUACCCGAAGGAUGUAUUUCAGAACGGCUACCCAAUCAACUUCAUCAAAAAGUACCAACCGCACGCAACAUUAGAACUCAAGUCAAGCACAAAAUCAACAAAAGGAUCACCCUACCAGAUAUACAAGGAAUAUCAGAAACCGCAAGACUGCUGAAAACCUUCGGAAUAGGUGUAGCACACAAACCGACAAAAUCACUGCAAUCAACCAUAUGCAAACC
This is a messenger RNA of Schistosoma margrebowiei, 3846 nucleotides long. Lineage: Eukaryota; Metazoa; Platyhelminthes; Trematoda; Strigeidida; Schistosomatidae. The record is from the annotation of a GenBank genome assembly.